Molecule: messenger RNA, 4833 nt
Organism: Mobula hypostoma (lesser devil ray)
Lineage: Eukaryota; Metazoa; Chordata; Chondrichthyes; Myliobatiformes; Myliobatidae
Product: apoptosis-enhancing nuclease-like
Exons: 4
Coding region: 84-1214 (376 amino acids)
Cellular component (GO): nucleus
Molecular function (GO): exonuclease activity; nucleic acid binding
Source: RefSeq, a predicted model, not a curated record
ACGGUGGCACGUGGCGCCCGGCGACAGAGAGAGAUUGUAGGUUCCAAGCAGAUACUCUCACCCCACUGAUAAAUGAGCAAAGGAUGCCAGGGGUGGCCGACGCUGUUAUCCCAUUCCCGGAAAGCUCCGUAUCCAGGCUUCUGCUCCAUGGGAUCUGCAGCCCAGCUCGAUCCCUCCGCCAGGGUAGUGAAUGUCGGACCAUCAGGCACAGGAAGAAGCUGAGUAGGAAGUAUCAGCGUUUCCUGGAAAGGAAAGCGUACCUGGAGCAAAGGGGGCUUUUGAAGCGCAGGCGGGUCAGAGAGAAGGAGGGACCUGGAGACCAUCCAGAGUGCCCAGGUGGCUGCAUCUUCCAGCAGGGAAACACCGAGCAGCCAAGUGGCUCCUGUGUGACUGCUAAUUACUCCAUCGUAGCUGGGGCCUUGCAAACCCUGCCCAUGACGGGAAGUAUCACACCCACAAUGCUGGGGGAGUCCAGCGAGAGUGACCCCCCAGAACACAAGGCAAACUGUCUCACCCCCAAGGGCCUUGACCUGCUGUCACCUGCUGCCAUGUCUCGCAGGAUGAGGUCGGGGGGCUUCUGCUGCAGUGCCACCAGGUGCGUGGCGAUCGACUGCGAGAUGGUGGGCACGGGCCCCUGUGGGUGGCUGGGUGAAGUGGCCAGGUGCAGCAUAGUUAACUAUCAGGGUGACGUCAUCUAUGAUAAGUACGUGAGGCCGGAAGGCCCCAUCACCGACUACAGGACGCGGUGGAGUGGAAUACGCAAGCAGCACAUGGCGAGUGCGUUAGAGUUUAAUGUUGCGCAGAGAGAGAUCAUGAAGAUCCUAAAAGGUAAAAUUGUGAUUGGCCAUGCAUUGCACAAUGAUUUUAAAGCCCUGAAGUAUUUUCAUCCAAGAUCUCUAACGAGAGAUACAAGCAAGAUGCCAAUUUUGAAGAAGAUGGCUGGGUUUGCUGAAAAAGACUCUGUGUCCCUGAAGAAUCUUGCAAAGCAGCUUCUGCGCAAAUCCAUACAGGUCGGCAGGGACGGCCACUGUUCUGUCGAGGAUGCCCGCGCUGCGAUGCAAUUGUACAAGCUAGUUGAAGUUCAGUGGGAAGAGAAGCUUCACAGCGAGUUGUGGACAGAACAUGAUCACACGGUGUCUGACACAAGCUCUGAAAUCAGUCACUACAUGGACGAUCAGUAUUGGCCUGCUGGAUUACACGAUGACUGCAAAUAAUUGGAGAUGAAUUUCUUUUAAGUGCAUACCUCCAGUGACGAUAAGCAUUAAUGCUGCCGAUGGACUGUUGCAAUACAAACUCAGGUUGACUUGCCUGUUGGAUGAGGACCAGUUUUUCUCCUGUUCUCAGGUCUUCACUUUACACUGUUCUGCCAGCAAAUUGGUGCUCGUUCCCUCUCGGUGGUGGGUCAGGAUCCAUGCAGCCAUAGUUCCAGAUCAGGACAAAGAUCUCAAGCCUGCUUCAAUACCAAGUUGUUCAGUAUGCCAGUGCAGAAUCUGGAGCAAGUUAAAGGGGGGUGGGGUGUUAAUUUGGUGCAAUUGGGUUCUUCCUGAGUUCUGACUGAAAAUUCAACCCAUUGCAAUCUUUGUUUUGGAGAGAAAAUGAAUAGACUAGAUUUGGUGUGGUGGAUAAAGCUGAAUGGUUUUGUUCUGUUGAUAUAGUUGACCACAAAGGAACAAGAAUUGCAACCUAGUAACCUCCUUGUUUUCUGUUUUAAUGCUCAUCUUCAACAUUUCUGCACACAGCUCCCUCCUGCAGAAGACAACUGGUACUAUUUCACUGAUGCUGGUUGGUCCCAGUUCUCAAAUCCUGAGGCUAACGAGCAUCAGGCUCUUCAGCCUAGAGAGCUGAUCUUCUUUGUGCCCUUGUUCCAGCUCGCUGUCUAAUUUUGAAGUACUGAGUUCAAUGUCCCAACUGCUGCCCUUUCAGGAAAGGCCUCCAAGAUUGCCGUGGGGCUUGUAGUAACUCUAGUCCAUGUGACUGUCACCUGAAUAUUUCAGCGUGGUUCCUCUUUACUUGGCCUGUACCAAAAAUGGGUGUCUAAAUGUGAGGCAGGAAGCUAUGUUCUCAUCCUUUCCCACCCUCCCUUCCUGUGAUACCUUGUGGAUAUACAAAGUGAGGAGGGAAGCGGAAUCUGUUACCAUGACUGCUUGUUGAAAACAGAUUAGCUCUAAAGAGAGAUUGUAUCAGUAAGCAUCUAGAGAACCUCAGUAGAGGAGUGCUUGGGCUGAGCUACUGUAGGUUUAUCGCUCGCCACUAGCAGCACAGUGACACAACUAGUAGAGCUGCUGUCUCAUGUGUCUAGUACUUGCAGGUUCAAAGCUGACCUCUGGUGCUAUCUUUGUGGAGUUUGCAUGUUAUUCCUGUGACUAUAUGGAUGGUCUUCCACAUCUGAGUGACGUAUAGAAUGGUAGAUCAAUUAGCCAGUGUGUAGGUGAGUGUCAGGAUCUGGGGAGAACUUUUGGGAAUGACCAUAAUACAAACAGUACUGUGCAAAAGUGUUGGGCACAUCUAUAGCUAGGGUGCCUCAGACUUUUGCAAAGUACUGUAUUUGUCAACGUGGAGCAGAGAGAGUGUUUGUAAAAUUGGUGGGAGCAAAGGAUGUUGGGAAUAGUGAGGGUGGAGGGGUAUGGGACAGGUGGUAGAGAAGGAAUGCCAGGACAGGGAGUGGCAUGGGUGCAGUCACACCUGGUCCUGAGACACCAGACAAGGUAACUUGAUUCUAAACAGUUGGUUUACUGAUCAUUACAGAAAGUUCCUCUGGUGUUUCUUGUUCCCUGCCUGUUUUCCCCCCUCUCUGCCCCCGUUCCAUAAUCUCUCAGUCCACAAUAGAGACCCAUAAUAGAAUCAGAUUUAUCACCACUCUCAUAUGUCAUGAAAUUUUUUUUUUGUGGUAGUAGUCAAGUCGAAGUCAAGUCAUUUUUUAUUGUCAUUUCAACCAUAACUGCUGGUACAGAACAUAGGUUUCCAGGACCAUGGUGCUACAUGAAACAAUACUACACUGAACUACAUAAGAAAAAAACACAAACUACACUAAACUACAGACCUGGACUGCAUAAAGUGCACAAAACAGUGCAGGCACUACAAUAAAUAAUAAUAAUAAAUAAUAAACAAGACAGUAGAGGGUAUAGUAGGUUCGUGUCAGUCCAGGCUCUGGGUAUUGAAGAGUCUGAUGACUUGGGGGAAGAAACUGUUACAUAGUCUGGUCGUGAGAGCCCGAAUGCUUCGGUGCCUUUUGCCAGAUGGCAGGAGGGAGAAGAGUUUGUAUGAGGGGUACGUGGGGUCCUUCACAAUGCUGUUUGUUUUGAGGAUGCAGCGUGCGGUGUAAAUGUCUGAUAGUGGGAGGAGAGACACCGAUGAUGAUCUCAGCUGACCUCAGUAUCCGCUGCAGGGUCUUGUGAUCCGAGAUGGUGCAAUUUCCGAACCAGGCCAUGAUGCAGCUGCUUAGGAUGCUCUCAAUACAACCUCUGUAGAAUGUGGUGAGGAUGGGGGGUGGGUGAUAGACUUUUCUCAGCCUUCGCAGAAAGUAGAGACACUGCAAUAGAGUACAGUGCAAUACAUAAAAUUACUACAGUGCUGUGCAAAAGUCUUAGGGUUUCUAGCACGGUAUUGUAGGAGCAGAAUCGGGCCAUUCGGCCCAUUGAGUCUGUUCCAUCAUUUGAACAUGGCUGAUUUAUUUUUCUCUCAACCCCAUGUGAAUGAGAAGAGAAUAAAAAAAAAUUGGGAUUAGUAACAGGUUGGUAUUAAUGUGCACUUAAUAGUUGGAUUGGAUUCAGUGGGUGAAGGAGGCUGUUUCUGUGCCCUGUGCCUUGUGACCGCUCGCCCCUAUGACAUUGUUAGUGAGAGAUGGAUUUGUGGUAUCAUUCCCCCUUUGAUGUCAUCACACGAGAGGCAUGCUUUUCAAAAUGUCUGCUUCAAGCUUGUCUCCAACCUUUGUGAUCACAAGUGACAGCAUUAUUUGGUGAAGGCUGCAAGUUUACUGGCCUGCUCUGCCUCUCUCAAUUUUAGUUUUGUUUCAGGAAUCAUUUAGGAACUCCAUUCUGUUGCUAAUGAUUUGGGGAGGGAGGAUAGGACUUUGCCUGUGUUCUGUGUUGGACUCUUAAUGCCACCCUCCCAUGGACAAUUCCUGACCGCAAGGAAAAUUGUGUUAGUACAUUGGUGCCCACUGCAUUUUUCUGGUAUCCUUUUUUAAAUCUAAAUUGUUUUUUGAACUACCCUGUCCUCAACAGCCAUUCACGUUAAUGGAUUCUGUCUUGUAUAUCUGCCAUACCGAAGGUUAUGAGGUUAGGUGAUCAUGCUGCAGUUUUCCUUCAGAAUUGUACUGCAGUCUCUUUCACACAAGAUAUCAGUAUGGAACUCCACUGUGCUGUCUGAUUAACACACAGUACUUUUCAAAGGAAGUGAUAUUCUCCCUAUUAUCCUGUCAAAUCCUCAAUCAACACUUCUGAACUGGUGUGUGGUUGUCCUGGUAUUUGUGGGAGCAGCAACAAUACUUAGUUGGAGAAUCAUUUGGCCUGUCAUAAAAUUUGGAAAUCAGCUCUAGAAAAGGGCCAUCCCAGUCCGCUUCUAAUUUUGUUUUUACAUUUGUGAGCCAGUGCUCUUUAUCUCCUUGUCCCUCAAAUGCAUUGCAUGUUUACAAAGCCUGCGCAACUAGUUUAGAAGAAAAGGGCAGUAAUAAUUGUUUGCAGGCAACUUUGAGUACAUUCAUCAGUACUGCACCCAAACAUGUUUGGGCAACACUGUUGUGUUGUCAAUUAGGAUAAAUUUGCAAAAUGACUAACAAUAAAUUAUUUUCAAAUGAUUUAUUUUCUUGUAUCAUUUCUUUGUCUGAUGUCUUUG